UUUGUAAAAAUUAUCUAAAUUAGCAGAAAUGAGUGUUUCAGUCCAUAUUCAAGGUAUUUUUAGGGAAAUCAAUGAGUUCAAUAAGGAGCCUGAUCAGAUGCAUCAGAGGAGCUUGCUGGUGAGAUCACUGAACUUCAUUAAGUUGUUCAGGCAAGGCCACGUCUAUCUCUCUGACCCAGCCCCAAAGGAGAUUAAAGAAUUAACCAAGAUGUUGAAGAAUGAAGAUGAUACUGUGAAAAGAGUCUGCCUUGAUAUCCUCAGUGUUUUCUGUGAGAAGUGGAGUGAAAGUGUUGUUAAAGAAGUGAUUAUAAAAACCCUCCAAGCUAUUUUAGAGGUUGUUAAGAACUAUCCUCUUGAAGACAAGAUCUUCCAGUCAGCUUUGAUGGCUUAUAGGCGGGUUUGAAAGGUUAUUAAAGCUAUUUCGGACUCAGGCAAGGAUCAGAUGGUUCAUGGUAAUGCUGAUGCUAAGAAAACUCUGAACCAAUAUUCUCAAAACAGUAUAAAAGUUCUAACAGUCCUCUGUAGAGAGCAAAAGGUGUGGCACUCUCGACUUUGAGAAGAAGAUAUCUCUGACGAAAUUUACAAAAGAAGGUCUAAAUCAAUUGAGCUUUCACUUUAUUGUAUUUCUUCUUUAAUGGAUUAUCCAUCAGGCUUUAAGACUAUUAUCUCUUCAAAGAAUAGUGAUGUUGAGGGUAAUUUUGUGACGAGUCUUAUUAAUUUGUUAGCCCCUUCCUCAGGAUCAGACAGGAACUUGCACAAUGAUGAUCUUUGUAGAGCCACAGUUGCAGUACUUAGCAAGGUGUUUAUGAUCAAAGAUAAAAGAGCAGAAAGCUAUGCUAUGCAAGUCCAGACAAUCCUUGACAGCAUUAAUGGGUUCUACAGAUUCAUUAAGCCAGAGGAGAGCAAAAAUGUUGAGCAAAAAUCUGUCGAGUCUUAUAGAGAAUUUGUGAGAUAUCACUUCCUUGGAAAGGAACCAAAUUACUCUUUCUCAGCAUAUCAGAGAAUGGUAGACCUUCUGUUUGCUCUUUUGAAGACAACUUUGAACCAGAAGAAAAACAUCCCAUAUUUUAAGUUCCUGAAGAUAAAUAUAAACGACGUGCUUAACAAUUUGGAGGGGAUUUUAUCAGAAAAUGCUAUGGAUCCCAGCAAAAGUUCACUUAUUCUUGAUGGCCUCUCUGCUGAAGAUUUUAAUGCUUUAUUGCCGGUCAUGAAGAUCCAAGCUAUGCAAUGCUUAAGGAUCCUGCUGAAUUCCGGAAGACUCACUGAUAAAGUAUCAUGGAUCAGGAAAUGUAUCUAUAUCAUGCUCAACAAUGAUAGCAUAAUGAGAAGUCAUAGCUUACUAACUGAGUUCUUCGACUUCUUCAAAGACUGUAUUAGAGUUUUCAAAUACGGACUUUCCUCUUUAGCUGGAAGUUUAUGGAUGAACAGUACCUUCAUUAUUCACCCUGACAUCAUGAACCACAUUUUGGCUAUGAUCAAGAUCAUUUUGCUUAGAGUUGACAAGACUGUUGUCAAAGUAACAGGCUAUACCUCACUGAAAGCUGGACUGAAAGUUGACGAAAACAUGAAAGAUGUAUCUCCAGAGUAUACAAACAUGUCAACAGUUGAGAUAGAAGCACGUUUGAAAGUAUAUCUUAGCUUUGUAGCUACUUGAGUCAAAGAGGGUGUCAUAAAUAGACUGAAAAGAAGUGACCUUGCUCAUUUUGAUAGUAGAUUACACACUAUACUCCAAUUGUCUCACUUUAAAUUCUUUCCUUUAUCACUAAGCGUGAAGAAGAGUAUCUUAGAAGUUGUAGAGGAAAGGAUCAGAGUCACAAAUUAUGGGGUUCACAACAACCAUAUCCUAGACUCCACGAUUAAGUUCUUAGAAAUGGAAGAGCAAGAGCCAAUGAAUUAUGAAAUCAAGAAAUUACUCGACCAGAUCAGAAGAAGUACAAGCGUGUUUGCAGGAAGAUUUGAGAAGAACCGUUCCGAUGAAGUUCAAAAGAUGGAAUCUAAUUAUUCAAAAAUGUGGGUUGAAGCUAAUAAAAAGCAACUUUCAGAGCUCUUAUUGAAUGAAAAGAAAAAGAGAGAUGUUAAGUAUUUUAAUAAACUGCAAGAAGAAUCUAUAAAUCAUGGAGAGGAAAUAACUGAACUUGAUUCAACCAAUCCACAAGCUCUUACUCGACAGAAUUGUCCGCCUCCGGGUUUGAGACCCAUAGGAAGGCCAAAUGAAGUGUCAUCGCAAGAUCAGAAUAUACUACAAGUGACUCAACAGCAAUUACAUCAACAAGACCGGUUAAGGUCUAGAGAAAAUACUUCUGUUCUUCAUGAUAUUAAAGAUGAGAGUGUCAGACCUCAACAAAUUGAAAGUGAAAUGGGAGGAAGUCAUCAGCUUCAAUCUGCAGUACCUGUUACACAAAUGGCUUCAGAUAUGGCACAAUCGUUCACUUGGGGUGAUCAAAGUAGUAGGAAAAAUCAAACUCAAAGAGAGAGUGUUGCUCAAUCUAAUAUUCAAUCUGAGGUUGGAGAAGAGAAUUUAGCAGGAAAUGCUAACAACAGAUCAGCCCUUAAUCCAAGUGAUGAUGUAAGCGCCUUUGAAGAUAUUGAGGAAUCUAGUGACUCAUCAUCACAUUCAGGGCAAUCUCUUCCUGAAAUUAAGGAUGAAGAUAGUGCUUAAAUACUGAAUAACUUCAAACUAUUCAAUUAUUUUGU
Moneuplotes crassus is the source of this 2694-nucleotide messenger RNA. The record is from the annotation of a GenBank genome assembly. Lineage: Eukaryota; Ciliophora; Spirotrichea; Euplotida; Euplotidae.